Lobosporangium transversale is the source of this 2847-nucleotide messenger RNA. RefSeq lists its product as hypothetical. Lineage: Eukaryota; Fungi; Mortierellomycota; Mortierellomycetes; Mortierellales; Mortierellaceae. Gene Ontology annotation, biological process: regulation of mitotic cytokinesis. Bases 1 to 2847 code for a protein of 948 amino acids. The record is from RefSeq and is a predicted model, not a curated record. The transcript is spliced from 2 exons. Gene Ontology annotation, molecular function: GTPase activator activity.
AUGGUUCAAAAAUCAAAGCUCGUCUUCGCGUCGGGUGCGGUCAGCGCAGCAACGGCCUUAGGCCAUGUCUUUGGAAAACCUCUGUUAGCCAAAGACACAAUCCCAUGUUCACCUUUGAUUUGUGAUCAGGUCCAUAAGGAGCUGUCACAUUCACAAAUCCAGCAGGCGCAAUCACCAUCCCAUAGAUUUCAACAGCAGUGCUCCGUUCACAAGAAAUUUCGUCUCUUUCGGCAACGACCACGGAAAUGUCCUGUGCACUCGCUAUCCUUGGCUCCAAGUUACAUCCUUCCACCAACCUCGGUUCAUCCACUAGUAGUUCAUCCAGACAAGAUUUUAUUAGAUCGCCAUGACGAGGCCCCAACAACGUCACCAUGGAAAACAUCACUGACAUCCCCUACAUCGUCUCGACUUUCGUUGUAUUCAACCCUAUCAUUAUCGCUCUCCACAUCCUCGUUUCAUCAUGGAUCAGAUGGUGAGAGCAGCAACAACAGCACAUUCCAAUCCUUCUCAAAAAAGAAAAAGAAGAAUUUGAAAAAAGAACAACAGCAGCAGCACCUCCGAUGCCUAUGCUAUCUCGAGGCCAUGCUUGAACAGCCCGAAUCUCCGCAACAGGCCAAGGCUCAUUCAAAGCCACUGCUAUCCUCACCAUGGUACCAUCAAAGACAUCAGAAGGAGACCAGUCGUCUUAGGAGGAUCUGGAAUGAUUCUACUAUCUUUCACUGGUCAAAGUCCUCAACGACGACUCGCCGUAAUCAGGAACAACAACCACAUCAAGUAGGACAUCAACCACGACAAGAACCAAUAUUUGUGCAAACUUCUCAUUUGCGGACGAUGGAGAUAAAUGAUGCUCCCAUGAGGAACAGUCUUAGUGGCACAGAUAUUUCUGACGAGGGCAACCACUCUCUGACAGAUGCCGAAGACUAUGAGGAUAGUGAACUAUAUUCGAUUGGUAACAACUGUCAACAAGUGUCAUUUCAGGAACACCCCUGCAGACCAAAAUCUCGAUCCACUCGACCAGGAGAUGAUCUAAAGGCUAUUUCGCGCCAUCAAGAAGAGCUUAAUCAACAACCUCCCACACCUAUCGAUUUUAACGACUACAGAACGUCGGAUGGAACACCGCUGCUAAAUCAAGAAACUCGGCCUUUGGCUUCGACAUUCGCUUCUGCAGAUAAUGAAGAUGAGGAUGAAGAUGAGGACUGGGAUGUUCAGUCAGUACAGUCAGACUCUGGUGCUCCUUCUUCCAGUCCCAUGUACUCUGCGGAUGCCCGUGAACCAACGUCGUUCUCAACAGUCGCUUUACCCUUGCCUUCGUCAUCCGAUAAAAGUUUCCUCAAGAAGCCUUCGAACGCUAAUCUAGGCAGUCUGAGGAAUCGUCAGCGGUGUCUGUCGCUCCCCGCUGACACGAUGCUUCCAAGGCUUCGAAAGAUGUCAACCACUCCCAGUGAAAACUGGGAUGAAGACUUUGACAUUGACUCGAACCACAUUAAUGUGCCAACAAAGGUAGUUGAGAGUCAGAUCUCGUUACAAAUGGGCCUUCACGAUAUUAAAGAUUUUGCUUCGCGUGUUGAAGACCUGAAAACUCUUCGCGCUUCGCUCAGGAAGGCAUCCAGCUCACUCAAAGCAACCAACCCUAAGAAGCACCAGGAUCUGUCUAUGCUAUUUCAGCGGGAUUGGGAACAAGCAGAAGUGAUUAUUGAUCUUGGAGAGAUUGCUCAGACGAGCACAUCUUCAGGCAGCACCGGGCCUGCGUUAGCGGCUGGACCGCUAUCGCUUCUGUCUGGUAAGGGAUCGCAACAAUCAAGCGUUAGCAAGGGCAGCAGCCGAAAGCCUCAACGACCAGCUCUUUCAACUACAGGGCAAAAACAGGGACUAAGGCAGUGUGGUGUGAUGGCUUCUUCUGCACCAAGCACCAUGACAUCAUUUCCAGCCUUGGGUUCGACAGCUCGAUCGACUUCGCAGUCGUCGACACUGACAGAAACAACUUUGGUAGGACAAUUACCCGUAGAUGGCGAUUUGGAUUCAGAACAGGAUUCACGUAUCGCCUCACGUUCUUCAUCAGGUUCGACUAUUGGGAUGGAAGCGGCUGUAGAAGGUCUCUCAAUUUCCCAGGUAGAAAAACGACGACCCAAUCUUGGAUCUGGCAUCACCCCAUUACAACCAACAACGGCAGCCAUGAUGAAGGAGGAUUUUAGCGGUACAACUGUAUUAGGUUUAUGCACUACCCCAAUAACUCCAUUACCGAACGGGUUAGCAGGAGCGAUUAAAGGUGAUAAUAGCCCAACCGAGUAUGAGCCCAGUACUAAGUGGCGCCACCAUGACAAGGAGGACUCUUCCGUAGCAUUCGAGGCUACUUCUGCCAUGGCAUCUAAUUCUUCAAGUGGCGGUGGGGCAGGCGGCGUUCAGUCGGAUGUUGACGCAUCGCUUCAUCGAUACCACAAAUACAAUCGCCAUGAUCGCCACUCCAAGAUUCACUCGAGCAGCCACUAUCCCAUCCCUCAUGAUAGCGAUGAUGACUACGAUGACGAGGAUGAUGAGGAUGACGGAUAUGAAAGCUACGGAUAUGGUCAUGCUCGCGAAGGAGGCUCAUCGUCGUCCGUUGGCGUGAUCACACCCAUCCCUACGGACCGUCAUAUGCAAGUCCUGAAGGAUAUUCUGAUGGAGGGUUUAGGAUCAGAGGUAGCACGGCAGUAUAUGUUCAAACACGGCGAGCAGGAUCAUGUGAGGUUUUCAGUCGAGGUCAUACCUGGCUUAUUAGGCCAUUUGAAAGGUCUACAGCAGCGACUAGGUGACCAGCUGAUGGAAUUACAACAGCUGACGGAAUUGCAACAGCUGACGGUUAUUGUAUAG